AUGGAAGGCUCUCGAGACGGGACGAGUCCGAUAAGGGCGGUCAGCGCCGUGAGGGAGGAGGCCGGCUCCCGCGAGGGCAGCCCUCUGCGCCGCCAGGGCGCCAUCAAGAGGCACGACUCUCCGCACCUCACCGCAAACGCGCGGCGCAAGAGGCGGCGUGUCGGCCGCCGGGAGAGCGACAGUGGAAGCCCUUCGGACAGUGGCGACGCGGGCACCUCGGACGGCAGGGGGCGCGGCGACAGCUCCGAGAGUCCGCCGGGAGAAGCGGUCGACCUGCAGGAAAGUCGAGAGCCCACCGGACAGCUGCGCACGGCCGCGCCAAGUCGGGCCGCACUGCGACCUUCCGAGUUGGGGCUGAGGAGAGCUUCGUCGCAGACGACGUUGGGUUCGCCGAGGUGUGCCGAAGCGAGUGCAGAGCGCAGCCCCAGCGCCGAGCCGGCGGCCGCCACUGGCGACGAGUUCCUCCGAAACUUCCGGGAGAGCAGGCGCCAGUCGGCAGCCGGCAUCAGUCCCGAAGUGGCGGAGCGUGACAGACGGGAGAGUCAGCUCAGCUCCAACUACGGCAACGCCUGGGACCUGCGCGGCGUCGGCAAGGAGUCCGAAGCCGAGGAGAAUGCCGGCGACGCACCCGAAGCACUCACGGUGACUCCUCCCUCGCCUCGGGAGAGGGUCGAAGCGGAGGAUUCUACGUACGAGCACGCGUUCUUCUUUCCCGGAGACGUCUGGAGUGCCUCGGAGGUGGAAGAGCGGUCGAGGGCAGAGAUGUACGCACCGGAGACGCCUCCGGACGCCGCCGAGGAAGCGCGCCCAGGACUGAGCCCGCGCGGCGACGACAGUUCCGAGAAGAACGGCUCCGGGUUCCUGUCGGUGCUGAGGGCGUACCGGCGCAGCCUGUCGAGAGAGGCCAGCCCGCUGGAGGCGCUCGCGGGCAGGGUGCUGCACCGCCGCGGCCGCUCCGCCUCGGGUGACGCGAGGGGCGCGGGCGAGCAGGGCCGCCGCCACAGGGACUCCAGGUCGCUGCUGGACGUCGUGCGCCACAUCGCCAAGAGCAGGACGCCGCCGCCCGCCCACGCGCUCCUGGACUCGGCAGGCGGCGGCGCGGAGGCGCGGCGGCGGUCGCGCUCGCCCUUCCUGGCCAUCCUCGGGGGCGGCGCGGGCCGCGACAGCCGCCGCGGGCCGGCGCCGCCGCCUCCGCCUCCGCCGCCGCGCAGGAGCAGGUCCACGUGCGACGCCCCCAGCGUCGCGGCGGCUCCCCGCGCUCCGCGGCGCUCCUCCAGCGCGCGGCCGGUGCCCGCGCAGGUGACCGCGGCCGCCCAGCUCACGGCCGCCGUGCGUCGUCGCCGGCGCCGCCUCGUCUCCAGCAGCGACUCCAGCACCUCCAGCUCCAGCGCUAGCGUCACCAGCAGCAGCGCCCCCGCCGCCCCCUCCAGCAGCUCCGACGGCGGCGCCACCUGGAGGCGGCGCGGCACAACCGGCAGGUCCUACUCCGAUGCGAGCGGUAGCAGAGGUGAGUUGCGGCUUUAUCCGACUUAG
This is a messenger RNA of Schistocerca nitens (vagrant locust), 1533 nucleotides long. Its product is annotated as serine/arginine repetitive matrix protein 1-like. The coding region runs from base 1 to 1533 and encodes 510 amino acids. NCBI's taxonomy places the organism in Eukaryota, Metazoa, Arthropoda, Insecta, Orthoptera, Acrididae. The record is from RefSeq and is a predicted model, not a curated record. The transcript has a single exon.